AGAAGAAUAGUUUCGUUAGCCGUGCGUCCAUUUCCCGUUCCCAAUCCUAAUUUUCUAUCGCACCCGUCUGCCUGGUUCGCUAAUGGCUCAAAUAAACAUUCACCAAGAAAACCAGUUGAAAAUCAUUUCGUGACUUCUGGCUAUUUUGAUGGCUUAAAUGUUCAUAACCCACAGCUUAAAAGCUACCGAUAGCUAUUUCGCAUCACUCUUAGUCUCAACUCUAUGUCUGUGACAGAAAAUACUCAACUUUGGAUUUGUUCUCGUAACUGGAACAAAGGGUCCACACGAGAAAAACAUAAGAGUUUCAAAGAAACGUUUAUAACAUAGAACUUCAUGGCAACCUGUAUGCAGGAAUUACCGAAAUCCAAGGCUCUGGCGCAGCGUUACCUUUCUACCCAUCAUAUGUCUCCAAAAGAAACUAAUAGCUAUGCAUGCCGAGUCUUGAAGAAUUUAUAUUCUCUUUGGCAGGAUCAGCUUCUUUGUGAUGUUGAGAUCCAAGUGGGUAGCAAAACCUUUUAUGCCCAUCGUAAUGUACUGGCCGCUGGGAGUUCUUACUUUAAUGCCAUGUUUACUAGUACUUUAGUAGAAAAUGACCAAAAAGUCAUCACUUUGCAGGGAUUACAACCAGAAUCUUUUCAAAGUCUUCUGCAUUUCUUUUAUACAGGUCAAAUUGAAGUAAGUACUGAGAAUUGCCAGGACCUCAUGUCUGCGGCUGACAUGUUUGAUGUGACUGAAGUGUUGGCGUUCUGCUGUGAAUACCUCAAACAACAAUUGUCUGUUGACAACUGCAUUGGUAUCUAUAUAUUUGCUGAAGCACAUGCGUGUGAAGAUGUUCUGAAUGCUGCAGAGAAAUAUAUUUACAGCCACUUUGCAGAGGUUGAACAGUCCGAAGAAUUCUUUGAUCUUCCUAAGGAAACUCUGAUCCAUUUCUUAAGUAGUGAACACUUGCAUGUAAGAACCGAACUGGAGGUGUUUCACCUGGCGCUCAGGUGGCUUCUGCAUGACAUCGCAACUCGGAAAGUAUUUAUUUGGGAUGUCAUGUCUCCUGUUCGAUUCCCUCUAAUAGCAGAACACCAACUGCAAGAAUAUCUUCAAAACUCUUUUGACUUAGGCGAUAAUGAACACGAUAUUUCUCUCUCUGUGAUUUGCUAUAAAAUGUACAAACACAACAGAUUAAAGACGAGUCUAAUGAGACCUAGGUUACAAACCUGCAAAAACAUAUACAUAAUUGCUGGAUUCUCUCGACUCCAAGGCAAAAAAUGGGCCGAUGGUGAAACCCUGUCUUGUGUGGAAAAAUUUGAUACGUUUGAAAAGCAAUGGAAGAUUAUGCCUGACGUUGAAGAUGCUCGGAGUGGCCAUGGAACUGCCGUGUUUAAUAAAAAGGUUUUUGUUGCUGGGGGAGAGCAUGACUCAUUGAUCUGUGAUACGGUGGAAUGUUUUGAUCCGACAACUGGCGCAUGGAGUGGAAUUGCUUGUAUGAAUUUCCCUCGUUGUAAUCUAGCAUUAUGUGCGGACAGGUAUCAUUUAUAUGCAAUCGGAGGCUGGAUUGGAAGUGAGUUGGGGGCCACCAUUGAAAAAUACGACUCGACACUCGAUCAGUGGAUGGUGUGUGGUAAAGUAAAUACUCUGCGAUAUGCCAUGGGAUAUGUUGAACAUGAAGAAGGAUUAUUCUAUUUGAUUGGUGGUGCUGAUUAUUCUGGCAUUGAGUUGAAGACUACUGAGUGCUACAACCCCGUCACCAAAGAAUGGACCGUUCUGAGAGACAUGCCAACACGGAGAAGCCAUGUGGCUGUAACCAUCAUUGAUAACUAUAUUUAUGCGGUUGGUGGCUGUAAUGAACACGAAGGGGCCCUGGAUGUUGUCGAAAAAUAUUGUAUUGACACCGACAGCUGGAGCAUUAUCCCACCGAUGCUGUCCAACCGAGCUGGAGCCAGUGUGGUUACUGUUGACAAUAUCAUUUAUGUUUUUGGUGGCUGGUUUACAGAGAAGGGUCUCAUUGGUCAGUAUAUGGCACCUACAACUCAUUACACUUCAGAAUGUUACAAUCCGCAAACAAACAAAUGGACAGCAGGUCCUUCGAUGAGGACCGGUCGUUGUGAUACAGGCAUUGCAGUUCUUUUGUGAUGUAGAGGAGGGCUUUCCAUUUGGUGUCUCGAUCUCACUGGUGUCAGAGGGCCGUCAAGGGCCAUGGCCACAAUCUGAUCAUAUUUCUUCUACAUUUUGAAAGGAAAUGCAAGGAGUUACUUUGACUAAAUAGGUUUCUUAGUCAAGUUAGUCUGUGUUCUGUCACCAACACACCAAUGUCCGCUGGAGAUAAUCCCGAUCUCUUCCUGCUCUGCUGAAUGGAGAAUCCGACAAGACAAGCAAUAACAAAGUAGGAAAUACAGUCAAAGAUUAAAUAGGAUUAAUUAAAACAUCAUGCUGCAACGUAAUCAAAAGAUUUUAUAAGAAUUAAUAUAAUUAAUGAUGGAGCUGAAAUACAUUUCAAGUUAUUUUUAGCCCAGCAUCAGCUCCGACUAUUUGUCUUUUGGGGGGAUUUUUUAAAAACUUAUUCAAUGUGUGUCCCCUCUUUUUUUUUUUCCUAAGAUGGUAUAAUGUGUAUUGAGGAAGAUUUAGCUGCUACUUCUCGCAGGUUGAGCAAUCAUAUAGAGUCUCCUUUCAAUGACUGGUGUGGUUACCGUCUUGUGUUUUUCUGUAGAAGUUUUACUGUGAUCAAAACAUUCCAAUGACCAGGUACAAAAGACCAGGUGUUCCAAAUAAACAAAUACUUUAUUUCAUAAACAUGGACACACAGACAUUGUACAUUCCUUCCAAGAUAGCUGAUCAUAAUGUCAAUGAUGUUUAAGAAUAAAGAAACUUUAAAAAGACAAAAAACAAUGAAUAAAUUAUAAAUUAAUGGCUAAUUGAAUAUUUCAUCAUUUAGAACAAGCUCUGCACAUAAUUGAUGUAAAAAUUGAUUUUAUUUCACUUAGAUUUGUGUAAUUUGUGGGAUAAGAUGAAGCGGAAAGGAAUAUUUCUGGCUGAAUUCUUUACAGAUGGUGAGAAGAACUGGGAAUUUUUUUAAGAUGUCCAGGUCGGUAUGGUAGGUGUGUUAAUUAUCACAGGAGAUGACAAAGAAAGUAAAAGACAAAAAAAAAGAAUAAGAAACAAGCAAAGAGGAGGAAAAAAAAAACAAAC
Messenger RNA from Octopus sinensis (East Asian common octopus), 3177 nucleotides. Its product is annotated as actin-binding protein IPP. NCBI's taxonomy places the organism in Eukaryota, Metazoa, Mollusca, Cephalopoda, Octopoda, Octopodidae. Gene Ontology annotation, molecular function: protein binding. The coding region runs from base 334 to 2124 and encodes 596 amino acids. The transcript is spliced from 6 exons. The record is from RefSeq and is a predicted model, not a curated record.